Brassica napus (rape) is the source of this 2640-nucleotide messenger RNA. RefSeq lists its product as uncharacterized. The coding region runs from base 1 to 2640 and encodes 879 amino acids. Gene Ontology annotation, molecular function: copper ion binding; DNA binding; zinc ion binding. Lineage: Eukaryota; Viridiplantae; Streptophyta; Magnoliopsida; Brassicales; Brassicaceae. The transcript has 7 exons. The record is from RefSeq and is a predicted model, not a curated record. Gene Ontology annotation, biological process: regulation of DNA-templated transcription.
AUGAGUGAACUAGGGUUAAUGAAGAUUAGGCUACAUUAUGGAGGCGUUAUGGAGCAUAAAGAUAACGACUUUCAGUAUCGGGGAGGAUUAGUGAAUAAAGACAUUGCUAUCGAUCCAGAUUACAUGACGUGGUGUAUGUUCGAAGGAUUCUGUGAAGACAAUGGGUCAAACGGGAAGGUGAAACACGUCUGGUACAAGCUUCCACAAGAAUCUAUGGAGUCGGUGAAAGUGAUUUUGGGACUUUCUUCAGAUGCUUCUAUUAAUCAGAUGUGUUGUGAAGCUAUGAAUGUAGGUGGAGUAGAUAUCUACAUUGAGCAGAGUGUUGGUGAACAGGUUCCGGAGAAUGGUGAAGAAGAUAGAGGUGAAGAAGACAGCGGUGAAGAAGAGAGAGACGAGGAAGCUCAGAACAAUGGGGAAUCGUCCAAUGCUCGUGAUGAGGUUGAGGAAGAAGUCAUCGAAGAAGCAGAAGAUAUUCCAUUUCAGUCACUCUUUGGAGAUAACCAUGAUGAUGAAGUUAGAGGUGCCACUAGUGAGGAAGUUAGAGAUGCCGAUAAUGAGGAGAUUAGAGGUGCAGGUUGUGAUGAUGAUGAAGAAGAAUUGGAGAGGCAAUUAAAGGAUAAUGAACAUCCGGCUCAUGCUGUUGACACUGAUGAUGAGUGGGAUUAUUUCAAUCGACAGGAAAAGACAUUCAAGAGCGGAGAAGAGUUCAAAGACCAGCUAUUGCGCUAUGUUUUGAAGACAAAUUUCGAUGUGAAGCUUUGCCGAUGGGAGAAAACAAAGCUGGGAGCCAUUUGUACAAAGGAAAAUUGCGAGUGGAAGAUUUAUUGCUCUGUUGAGAAGCCAAAGGGGAAGUGGAUGGUGAAAUCUUAUGUGGAUAAACAUAAUCAUCUGAAGAGUAGUAAAGCAAGGAUGUUGAAGCAGGGUACAAUUGCAAGGAUGUACAAGGAUGAAGCAAGAAGAAGACCUGGUAUUAAGUGGACUGACAUCAAGGAUGAGAUAAUGAUGAGAGAGCAAUUUUCCAAGCUGUGGGAUUAUGAGAGGGAGCUUCAGCGUUCAAAUGAGAAUACGAAGACUGAGAUUGUGACUAUUCCUCGUGACGAUGGUAAGGUUGUCUUCGACAGAUUCUACUUUUGUUUUGAGAAUCUGAGGAACACAUGGAAGAAUUGUUGUCGGUCUAUUAUAGGACUUGAUGGUGCAUUUAUGAAAUGGGAGUUAAAGGGUGAGAUUCUUGCAGCUGUUGGUCGAGAUGCAGAUAAUAGAAUUUAUCCUAUAGCGUGGGCAAUAGUUAGAGUGGAAGAUAAUGCUUCAUGGGCUUGGUUUGUUGAUAAGUUGAAGGCUGAUUUGGAUUUGGGGUUAGGCAAUGGAUUCACUAUCAUAUCUGACAAGCAGAAAGGUUUGAUAAAUGCUGUUGCAGACCUUCUACCCGAGUCAGAGCAUAGACAUUGUGCUAGACACAUUUUUGCAAAUUGGAGGAAGGUUUAUAGUGCGUCAGAGUAUGAAGAUUAUUUCUGGGCAAUUGCAUACAGCUUCACGAAUGGUGAUUAUCAGAUCAAUUUGAAGGCUUUAGAAGUGUUCGACGCAAAGGCACAUGAGGACUUGCUGAAGACAGAACCGAAGACAUGGUGUAGAGCAUUUUUCAGUAGACAUGCACGAUGCGAAGAUGUGUGUAACAACCUCUCAGAAAGCUUCAACAGAACAAUCAAAGAUGCUCGUAAGUUGCCACUGAUUAACAUGCUUGAGGAGAUUAGGAGACUUGCAAUGAAGCGUAACUCUCGAAGGCGUGACAUAACAAGUGGCUGUUCGACUCAGUUUCCACCAAAUAUCAUGGAGAUUUUUGAGCAAAACCGCCAAGCAAGUAACCACUGCACCGUUAUUAAAAGUAGUGAAAGCUUAUAUGAAGUCACUGAGUGGGAUUGUAGCUACGUGGUAUGUCUUCCAGAAAAGCAUUGUGCUUGUAAUCGAUGGGACCUCACCGGGAUACCUUGCCAGCAUGCUAUUUAUGUCAUAAACGAGCAUAACAAAGAACCUGAAGACUUUGUUGAUCCUUACUAUCUGACAUCAAGGUGGCAAGACACCUACGAAAACAACAUAAAACCUGUCAACGGAGAGAGACUGUGGGAGAAGACAGGACGCCCGAAGAAUUAUGAUAGGAUCAAAGAGGCACAUGAGUCAAAGACAAAUCCAACAAAGGUUACAAGAGAAGGAAGAAAGAUGACAUGUAGCAACUGUAAGCAAACAGGUCAUAACUGUGGAACUUGUACUCUACAAGCUGAUCCUGAGCUUCCUAAACGCAAAAGAGGACGGCCAAAAAAGACUGAUGAUCCUUGGAGCAUUCAAAAUGCACCGAAGAGGAGGAAUGCUCAAAGCCAGUCCACACCAAAUCCGGUCAGGACACAACCUUAUGUUGAUCCACAGCCAUCAACUGCUCCAACUGCUCCAACUGCUAGAGGCCGUGGCCGUGGACGGGGACGAGGGAGAGGGCGUGCUCGAGGCCGUGGACGUGAGUGUGUGCCUCCUGUUGCAAGAGAGUCUGGUUGCUAUAUUGCUCCUUACUCUGGUCGUGUAUUUGAGGUAUGGGGGUCUGCUGCUGUGAGUGAUCAGAAUUCACAAGCCUCUCAACAACAACCUGAAGACUCUUAG